UGCAAGAGCCAGAAGACUAGCGGUGCGACCUAGGAAAACCUCCCUCUCCCGACCGGUGGCAGCCAGGUAUCCCCGCCCCAAUGCGGGCCAGAUUUCUAGCGCAGCCGACCGGCAGGAUUGCGCAGGCGCGGCCUCAGUCUGGCGUCCUAGGCGACGACUCCGAAAGCCUCGGCGCAGGCGUAAUUCAGGAGGCCGAGGGAGCGUGAGGCCGGGGAUGAGGCGGGGCGAGCUCGGAGUGCGCUUGCGCACUGCCUGCUCUCGCCCGAGGAGCCGCAGUCUCGAGAGCGCCAAGGCGGUGUUUCGGUAGUCGCUGGCAAACCUCUCCCGCGAACCCGGCCCCGUUGGACUGCGCCCAGGGCGGGGACCUCCGCCGGGCACAGGAGGGAGCCACGAUGCCGAUCAAUAAAUCAGAGAAGCCUGAAAGCUGUGAUAAUGUGAAGGUGGUUGUUAGGUGCCGGCCCCUCAACGAGAGAGAGAAAUCAAUGUGCUAUAAACAGGCUGUCAGUGUGGAUGAGAUGAGGGGAACUAUUACUGUACAUAAGACUGAUUCUUCCAACGAACCUCCAAAGACAUUUACUUUUGAUACUGUUUUUGGACCAGAGAGUAAACAACUUGAUGUUUAUAACUUAACUGCCAGACCUAUUAUUGAUUCUGUUCUUGAAGGCUACAAUGGGACUAUUUUUGCAUAUGGACAAACUGGAACAGGCAAAACUUUUACCAUGGAAGGUGUUCGAGCGGUUCCUGAACUUAGAGGAAUCAUUCCAAAUUCAUUUGCUCACAUAUUUGGUCAUAUUGCAAAAGCAGAGGGUGAUACAAGAUUUUUGGUUCGAGUGUCUUACUUGGAAAUAUAUAAUGAAGAAGUCCGUGACCUUUUGGGCAAGGAUCAGACACAGAGGUUAGAGGUUAAAGAAAGACCUGAUGUGGGAGUUUAUAUCAAAGAUUUAUCAGCUUACGUGGUAAAUAAUGCUGAUGAUAUGGAUAGAAUUAUGACACUAGGCCACAAAAAUCGUUCUGUUGGUGCAACUAAUAUGAAUGAACAUAGUUCCCGUUCCCAUGCCAUCUUUACAAUUACUAUAGAAUGCAGUGAAAAAGGCGUUGAUGGCAACAUGCAUGUCAGAAUGGGGAAGCUCCAUCUUGUAGAUCUUGCUGGUUCAGAAAGACAAGCAAAAACUGGAGCUACUGGACAGCGUCUAAAGGAAGCCACAAAAAUCAAUCUUUCGCUUUCCACCCUUGGUAAUGUAAUUUCUGCCUUGGUUGACGGAAAAAGCACUCAUGUUCCUUAUCGCAACUCUAAACUGACUCGUCUUCUUCAGGAUUCCUUAGGAGGAAAUUCAAAAACCAUGAUGUGUGCGAAUAUUGGGCCAGCAGAUUACAAUUAUGAUGAAACUAUCAGUACAUUACGGUAUGCUAACCGUGCUAAGAAUAUUAAAAAUAAAGCUAGAAUUAAUGAAGACCCAAAGGAUGCUUUGCUUCGCCAGUUUCAGAAAGAAAUAGAGGAACUGAAAAAAAAGCUUGAAGAAGGGGAAGAGAUAUCAGGCUCCGAUAUCAGUGGAUCGGAGGAGGAGGAUGAUGAAGAGGGCGAAGUUGGAGAAGAUGGAGAGAAAAGGAAAAAAAGAAGGGGCAGUAGCAGUGGCAGUAGCUCAGACUCUACAUGCUCUGUCAUAGAGAAGCCUCUGGAUAAGUCCUUGCCCAAUCAAGCAGGUAAAAAGAAAGUAUCCCCAGAUAAGAUGGUUGAAAUGCAAGCAAAAAUUGAUGAGGAGAGAAAAGCACUUGAAACAAAGCUUGAUAUGGAAGAAGAAGAAAGAAACAAGGCUAGAGCUGAAUUAGAGAAACGGGAGAAAGAUCUUCUUAAGGCCCAACAAGAACAUCAGUCUUUGCUAGAGAAAUUAUCUGCACUGGAGAAGAAGGUAAUUGUGGGUGGUGUUGAUUUGUUGGCAAAAGCUGAGGAACAAGAGAAACUUCUUGAAGAAUCUAAUAUGGAACUGGAAGAACGGAGGAAAAGAGCAGAGCAACUUCGCAGAGAACUUGAGGAAAAAGAGCAAGAACGCUUGGAUAUUGAAGAAAAAUAUACCAGCUUGCAAGAGGAAGCACAGGGAAAAACCAAGAAAUUAAAGAAAGUUUGGACUAUGCUGAUGGCUGCCAAAUCAGAGAUGGCUGAUCUCCAACAGGAGCACCAGAGGGAAAUUGAAGGCCUACUGGAGAAUAUUCGACAGCUUAGCCGGGAGCUCCGGCUUCAGAUGCUUAUCAUUGAUAACUUCAUACCUCAAGAUUAUCAGGAAAUGAUUGAAAACUAUGUCCAUUGGAAUGAAGACAUAGGAGAAUGGCAGCUAAAAUGUGUUGCCUACACAGGAAAUAACAUGAGGAAGCAGACUCCAGCUCCUGAUAAAAAAGAGAAAGAUCCCUUUGAAGUGGACCUUUCCCACGUGUAUCUUGCCUACACUGAGGAGAGCCUCCGGCAGUCCUUGAUGAAAUUAGAGAGGCCACGGACUUCGAAGGGGAAAGCAAGGCCUAAGACAGGGCGAAGAAAGCGUUCUGCAAAGCCUGAAACUGUAAUUGACUCUUUACUUCAGUAAAUGUUACAGACUUAAAGUCACAAUAAAAAUUAGUGAUAUUCUCAUGCCUGGACAAAAUCUUUACUUAAAACACUGAAGACUAUUCUGUAAUUUCAAAUAAUGGAAGCUGUAAGUCAUGGAGUAAGACUGGAACUAAUGAAUUGCCUAGUAAGUCUUAGUCAAUAUAAAUAUUAAUGUCAUUAAAAUUGUACAACUGGUAAUUCUUCAAAUUGUCAUAUUAUGCUCCAGUUGAUACUGUGCAGGGAAGUUGGAGGAGCAGCUCUUACUAUAGAGAGUUGCAGUUUAAAUGUAUACGUAAAUCUGCUAGUGAUUUAUUCAACUGCUGUAAUGAUUAGGUAACUAGAUAGUCAAAAUAGAAGAAAAACGUAAGUCCUGUUUUUGCACACAGAAAGUAGCAGAUCUCAUUGUCCUGUGUUGUGCUGUCAUGUAUGAAUGUGUGGGCUGCAUAUCUAAGACAUUAUUCGAUCCUAACACCCGCGUGGCCUGUUUAAAAAUGUUCUAAUUUUUACACUAACAUUCAUUGUGUUUUAAGUAUAAGAUAACUCAUCUUACUGAUCUUGAGAAAAUUUUAUAAUUCAACAGUCUUUAGAAGUAUACAUGUUUAAAAUACAAAAGUUGGAAAUAUGUUUCUUCUGGACCUCUCGACCUUUUUUGCCACUUCAAGUCAAAUGCACUUUUUUUGUUCUGGUUUUGUGUUCUCUUGAAGCAUUGAAUUUGUAUGUAGUUAGAAAGGAGUCACAGUUGCAGAAAAUUAAGAAGCUAAUAUUGGUCACUGAUCUUUGCCCAUAUGUGUAUAUUUUCUAAAAUUCACUUCGAAGUGUGACUAAUGGAUGCUUGGCUUUCCUAUGUCUGAGUUCUAAAUUGUGAUGGAAAUUGCUCUGUAUCUCCCAACUGAGAAAGGUCUCCAUUUUCCACAAAAUGCAACCAAAGCAGAAAAUAUGUGUCUUUCAGUUCUUUGGCUUUAAAACACUUUGUUUUGCUUUUAUUCAUAUUUUAUAAGAAGAAAAUAUUUUUCCCUAAAUUUCUUUUAUUGACAACUCCCAGUUAGACCAUAUUCCUCUAAAAAUAAGAAAUUUUAUUUUAUAGUAAAUAAGUUGGAAUAGAAUUGUUCUUAUGUUGGCUGCUUAAAAAUUUGAAAUUUUUUAUAAGUCAAGCUACUCCUAAACCACUUAAUAUUUUUUAUGAUUUUAAAAUUAUGUAAUCAGCCCUGAAGUCCAUUGGUUGCAAGUUUGAGACUUCAUAAAUAAGUAUUUACUAAGUGAACAGUAUUUUAAUAAGUUUGGUUAAAUAUUGGUUUGUAGUUACAAAGCUGUGUAUAAAGUGGGGGUGAGCGAAGGUGGCGUACUUGUGAGGUGGUGGUAAAAAUGUGUCCCUAAAUUUAAAGUACAUUCCAAAGGUGGUGUACUAAACGUCCUGUGUGUAGUGUAUAUUUUCUAGUUAACAAGAAUUGCAUUUAACUGGCAGCAUUUUCUUUGCAAUGUGUAAGACAGAAGUUUAUGACUUCUGUGGGGCAUUGUUUAGGUACUGUGAAGACUAGAGGUAAAUUUGUGUCUUGUAAAAGCUUUGUGUGCACAGAGUAUCUUCGCAACUGUAGAUGCACAUUUAACUGUUAGUAAUUGCUCUAGAGAAAUCUUCAUUUUACCAGUAGAAAAAAAACAGAUGCAGACUUCUUUUUAAAAGUCCUUAUUUCUAGCCUUUAACCAUCCAGUUAAUAGGAAAGGAAUAACUUUAUUUUUUAUUUAUUUUAUUUUAUUUUUGAGUAGAGUUGACACUGUGUUCCAUUAGUUUCAGGUGGACAACAUAGUGAUUCACCUGCUCUGUUACACUGUGCUCACCACAAGUGUAGCUCCCAUCUGUCACCAGACAGCACUCUUAAAAUCGUUGACUGUAUUCCCUUUGCCGUGGGAAAGGAAUAACUUUGGCAUUAAGCUUAUUUAAAACAUAGGACUUUUAAGCCAGUAUGUUAGAUUUAUUUUUCUAUUCCACUUCUGCUGCAGUAACAAAAAGAAAUCUGUAAAAAGUCAAAACAUUGUGGAAUUUACAAAACAGGCCACUUUAGUAGUUAUUAUUUUUUUUAAAGCAUUUACAUUAGAACUGAUUAUACCAGAUGUACAUUAGAUAUUCAUUUUAUGAAAUACCAAAAUAAGAUAUUCAAGCCAGGCUUGAAUAUCCAUAUGAAAACAUGGGAUACUGACUUUAGAGUUAUUCAUUUAGCUUUAAUCAUAGCAAUUCUGUGGUUUCUUCACGUGUACUGUGUCUUUGUCCAUAAAAUGAAAUAUUUUGUAACUUCAGUAUUAAUUUCGUGAAAGGAUAUAGAUGAAGAAACCUGUUCAUUAUUUGAAAUAAAUAGGCAAAUUUAAAAUGAGUGUCACAGGGGCACCUGAGUGGCUCAGUCCUUAAGCGUCUGCCUUUGGCUCGGGUCAUGAUCCCAGGGUGCUGGGAUCGAGCCCCACAUCAGGCUCCCUGCUCCGCGGGGAGCCUGCUUCUCCCUCUCCCACUCCCCCUGCUUGUGUUCCCUCCCUCGCUGUGUCUCUCUAUGUCACAUUAAAAAAAAAAAUCUUAAAAUGAGUGUCACAUAUAAAUAGGUUGUCGAGUAUUUUCUCUUUAAUUUAAAAAAGUAAUGUUUAUUUAUUAAAAGAUACCUUGGUAGAAUGUAUGUUCUUUAAUAAACCCUGUUUUAAAAUCUCAAUUAUAUAUACUAAUAAUUAAGAUAUUAAAAUAUAGUAGUACCCCCCAUUUUUGUUUAGAUUCUUGUAAAAUAUAAGCUUAACCAAGGUAUAGGGGGGUGGCUUGCAUCUUUGUGUUUUUCUGGCAAGUAGAGUCUAUUUGACAAGGUAUGUCCUCUUUUUUUCUGGGGGAAGGGGACCUUUUUUGCAGCAAGAAAUUUAAGGUUACUUUGGGGGAGGGGGUCAGUGCUACUUCGUCUGUAACAUGUUUUUUUUAAAGUUAUGAUUAUGGAUUUUGGGUUGUUUUCAGUCUUUCAAAAAUAUCUUUCCCCUUAACUCUUGUAUUAAGGGAAGUCCCUCUUUCCUACAGGGCUCCGAAUUAAGGAAUGGGUAGAGUUUACAUUUAAGCACGCCAGUGUCUGCCCAAUUUCUUAAUGUAUACAUUUGUUUUCCUUUUUAGUGAUUCUUUGUUCUUAAAAUGCUAGAAGAAAACAUAGAUCUUCCUAGUGCCUUUGAACUUAUACUGUAGUUUGAUUAAUUUAAAUCAUUAAUAACUUCAGUAGGAUUACUACAAUACUGUAUACUGGCCAAAAUUGCAAAUCUUAUAAUGAGUUUGUUGCAUCAGUUUCAAAAGCCACACCUUCAUUGUAUUUUAUGUAUAAAUUGUAUUUGUUCAAGUUGUAUAUAUUGAUAUUGUAUGUAUACAUGCAGCAUGGUUAAGUUAGAAAUAAAAAUCUUUACCUAAUA
Messenger RNA from Zalophus californianus (California sea lion), 5986 nucleotides. RefSeq names its product kinesin family member 3A (gene KIF3A). The coding region runs from base 393 to 2573 and encodes 726 amino acids. The record is from RefSeq and is a predicted model, not a curated record. Gene Ontology annotation, biological process: microtubule-based movement. NCBI's taxonomy places the organism in Eukaryota, Metazoa, Chordata, Mammalia, Carnivora, Otariidae. Gene Ontology annotation, molecular function: microtubule motor activity; ATP binding; microtubule binding. The transcript has 19 exons.